GACAACACCGUUUCGUUUUCGAGGCAGAAAAAUAAUUGCUAGAAAAUCUACGCCAGAUAGUACACAAAGUUCCUGGAACUGAAAACAAUCAAGCUUGAUUUUCCCGGAAAAGCGAUAGAAUGAAGACCCAGGGAAAAUACGGAGUGGCAGCGACGGUGGCUGCCCAAGUUCUCUGUGAGGAUGUUAGGAAUUUCAGCACACGUCGCCGCAAUAUUCUCUACCUGAUGCAUCGAUAUCUGGUGGAGAAUGGAUACUAUUCAACUGCUGAAUCCCUGAAAUCCGAAGGACGUCUCUCCGAGGAGUACGAACUGUGCGACAAUAUCGAUUUGGAUGCCAUGUACCUGGAGUACGCCAGCUUUUUCAACCUAAAAUUUGGUAAAUACCCCAAGAUUCUUAAGAAAAUUGGACCCAAAAUCAAGGUGGAAAUGACUGGGGCAAAGCAGGAAAAACCUAAGGAAUUGCCAAAGAAACAAACUUCGAGCACAGAGGCUUCUCUGGCCAAUUGGCACAUUGGUGUGGGCGCGGCCACAGCAGCUUUGAAUACUGAAAUACAACCGCUGCAGAUUAAGAAAAUGGAAACUGCAGCGGAAUCGGGUGGCCAGGAAAAUGCCUGUGAAAUCGAACAUGGUCAUUUGGGUGGCGAUGAUGCUCUCUUCUCAUCUCUGGAUUGGCAAUCCCUGGCGGAUCUGGUUAAAACGACUAUACUACAGGAGAGUAUUAAGCUAAAAUGGUCGGAUGUCUGUGGCAAUCAGCGAGCUAUAGAGCUGAUCAAAGAGGCUGUUCUAACGCCAAUUGAAUUUCCCCAAUUAUUCGCCCAUGGCCUGAAACCCUGGAGAUCCCUGCUGCUCCAUGGACCACCUGGCAGUGGAAAAACCCUUCUGGCCAAGGCAUUGUAUUCCGAAACCCAGGGCCAGGUGACAUUUUUCAAUAUAACAGCCAGCAUAAUGGUGAGCAAAUGGCGCGGUGAAUCGGAAAAGAUCCUCCGAGUACUCUUUCACAUGGCUGCGAAGCGGGCGCCAUCGGUGAUUUUCCUGGAUGAAAUCGAAAGUUUGACCUCCAAAAGGGACAGGGUCACGGAUCACGAGAGCUCCAAGCGCUUUAAGAACGAACUGUUGCAACUUUUGGACGGCAUGGAGCAUACUUUGAAAGGGGUCUUUGUCCUGGCCAGCACCAAUUUGCCCUGGGACAUUGAUGAGGCCUUUCUGCGGCGCUUCGAGAAGAAAUUGCUGGUCCAGCUGCCCAAUGAGGCGGAGAGAAGUUGCUUGAUCAGCCGACUUUUGGGCUCUAGCAUCUCCCUGAAUGCCCGACUGCUCCAAAAGCUGGUGGAGAUGUCCGAUCAGUUUACCGGAGAUGAGAUACGUCUGGCCUGCAAGGAGAUCAGCAUGCACCGGGUGCGUUGUGCCACCAAGGUGGGAGAUCGAUCCACCGGAGUGCCCAAGGAAUCCCAGGCUGCGAUCGAGGCCAACGUGGAGAAGGCCUUCCGGCAGGUGCGUCCCUUGGGCCAGAAACUUUUGGCCAAACACGAGCAGUGGCAGCAGGAGAAUGGCUCAUAACUUCACUAUACUAUAUAUUUUGUAUAACU
Messenger RNA from Drosophila subpulchrella, 1582 nucleotides. Its product is annotated as katanin p60 ATPase-containing subunit A-like 2. Bases 120 to 1553 code for a protein of 477 amino acids. The record is from RefSeq and is a predicted model, not a curated record. Lineage: Eukaryota; Metazoa; Arthropoda; Insecta; Diptera; Drosophilidae. Gene Ontology annotation, molecular function: protein binding; ATP binding; ATP hydrolysis activity. The transcript has a single exon.